Molecule: messenger RNA, 5285 nt
Organism: Peromyscus californicus insignis
Lineage: Eukaryota; Metazoa; Chordata; Mammalia; Rodentia; Cricetidae
Product: zinc finger protein 334-like
Exons: 5
Coding region: 373-2421 (682 amino acids)
Biological process (GO): negative regulation of transcription by RNA polymerase II
Molecular function (GO): RNA polymerase II cis-regulatory region sequence-specific DNA binding; DNA-binding transcription repressor activity, RNA polymerase II-specific
Source: RefSeq, a predicted model, not a curated record
GCGGCACCGAGGCUCUGCGCAUGCGCCGUCUCCUAGCCUCGAUGGACGCGCUUCCGGUUCUCCGAGCUCUUCUAGGCGAGGCUCCCAGUGCUCCUAGGGUUCCCCGGGGCCUCCUGGGAACUGUAAGAGGAGCGAGGAUUCCCGGGAGCCACAGAAAGACCGGGUAGCGAGCUCAGGGCAGGAUCGGAGGGACCGGAGCCUACCCGGGGCCUGCGGAGGCUCGCAGGCGUCCAGCGGCCGGGCGAGGCCACCGGAUGUCACCGGGCUGCAGGCCUCCGGGCGGGCAUCCUGGGAAGGAGAGGUGUGUGUGUGCGUGCAAAAACAGGAUCGCACCCUUCGAUCACCAUCCCUGGCCCUUGAGAGUACCUGAAAAUGGACAGUUUCCAGGGGUCAGUUUCCUUCAUAGAUUUGACCGUGGACUUCACCCAUGAGGAGUGGCAAUAUCUGGGCCCUGCACAGCGCCUCCUGUACAGGGAUGUGAUGCUGGAGAACUACAGGAACCUCCUCUCAGUGGGGUUUCGUGUUAGCAAACCAGAUGUGAUCUUAAAAUUGGAGCAAGGAAAAGAGCCUUGGAUAGUGGAAGAAUCACCGAGUCAGAACCGUGCAGAAGAUGAUGAUGCCUUAGAGAAGGACAAGGGAAUACAAGACAAACAUUUGAAGCAAUUUUUAGUCUUCAGUAACAAAAAGAUGCCAGAAAAAGCCAUUCUGUUUGAGGAAACAGUUGCUCUUGACAUGAAUACUGUUUCUUCAGAAAAAAUGUUCCAUAAAUAUGAUCCAGGGGGAAAUGGCUUGAAAACUAAUUCAGAAGAAACCGUUGCUAAGUCUAGCCAAGCAAAUGCAAAGGUAAUUGCUGAGCCUGGUGGGUGUGAGAAGCCACUGCUCCACACAAGGCCUGACAAGAGCCAUUCUGGGACAAAACAGAACAAAUGUGAUCAAGUUAGGGAUGUUAGGAGUCAAGGUGAAGAUCUUAAUCCCUACCAGAAUAUCCAGUCUGUAAGUCAGCCCUCUGAGCUUAAUAAGAGUGGGCAACCCUUCCUCCAGAAGUCAGCCCACUCUGCAGGAAUGGAGGAACAUGCUGAAAGAAAGCGAAAUGAAUGUGCUGAGUGUAGGAAAACCUUCUCUAAGAGGUCCACCCUCAUUGUCCAUCAGAGAAUCCAUACAGGAGAGAGACCCUAUGCUUGUAAUUACUGUAGGAAAACUUUUCGUAUAAAAGCAAGCCUCACUCGACACCAGCGAAUUCACACUGGAGAGAGACCUUAUCAAUGCAAAGAGUGUGGGAAAGCCUUCAUUGACAAAUCUGCCCUCAUUGUGCAUCAGAGAAUCCAUGGAGGGGAGAAAUCCUACGAGUGUAACGAAUGUGGGAAGACCUUCUUCCGGAAGUCAGCCCUGGCUGAGCAUUUCAGAUCACACACAGGGGAGAAGCCUUAUAAAUGCAAGGAAUGUGGGAAUGCCUUUGGCAAGAAGUCUUACCUCAUUGUACACCAAAGAACUCACAGAGGAGAGAAGCCGAAUGAAUGUAAGGAGUGUGGGAAAACCUUCUUCUGUCUGUCAGCCCUGACGGCACAUCAGAGAAUUCACACGGGGGAGAAACCCUAUGAGUGCAGUGAGUGUGAGAAAACUUUCUUCUGUCAGUCGGCCCUCAAUGUGCAUCUGAGAAGUCAUACCGGAGAGAAACCCUACAAAUGCCGCCAGUGUGGCAAGUUUUUGUGCACUAAGUCUGCUCUCGUGGCCCAUCAGGUAAUCCACAGAGGGAAGAAGUCUUUCGAAUGUAAUGAAUGCGGGAAGCUUUUCUACCUUAAGACAACACUCACGAUACAUCAGAGAACUCACACAGGAGAGAAGCUUGGUGUGCUCAGUAAAUGGGGUCGACCAUCCACUGUGAAGUCAAACUGCAGCGAACAGAAAAGAAUGGACCCAAAGGAGAGUCAUGAGUGUCACGACCACAAGCGCACAGUCCACAAAAGCUCCCGCCGCUUCGCACAUAAGAGAACCAUAUGGGAGAGACCUUACGAAUGUCCCGAGUGUGGGAGGACCUACUGCCGGAAGUCAGCUCUCAGGCACCAUCAGAAGACACACACGGGAGAGAGGCCCUAUGAGUGUAAAGAGUGCGGGAAAACCUUCUGUCAGAAAGUCUCCUUUACCGAGCAUCAGCGGACUCACACUGGGGAAAAACCACAUAAAUGCAAGGAAUGUGGGAAAUCCUUCCGCCACAAGUCAGCAUUCACAGUGCAUAAGAGAAUUCACACAGGAGAGAAACCAUACGGAUGUAAUGAAUGUGGGAAAAGCUACCGUCGGCUCUGGACUCUGACUGAACAUCAGAAAAUACACACAGGGGAGAAACCCUAUGAGUGUAGCAUAUGUAAGAAAACAUUUCGCCAUAAAUCAAACUUCCUUUUACAUCAGAAAACUCACAAGAAGUAAACUCCAACAAGGCCACAGCUAAUUUACAUAAUGCUCAAAUCCUGAGUUAUGCAUAAAGGAGUGAGACCUCGUCAGCAGGUGGACUAUUGGAAGAUUGUCUGCUGACCUCAGCCCUGUAACUAGAGAGCUCACAUAGGCAAGAUACACAGUUUAUUUUAUGAAUGUCAAACUUUCAGUGUUACUAUGAGAACAUUCAGCAUCUCAAACAUUACACCAGGUGUGCCUGCUUCCCUUUCAGAUCAUGAAACAAGUAUUAAUCCCUACUCCAUUACCCUCCACAGUCAGUUUAUGGUGUGUGUUGCCAGAUGUGAGGAUCCAGUCUUGAUUCCAGGCCACCACCAGUUGUUACUGUGAUAAAUGAAUUUACAGUAUUUAUAGCUCAGACUAUUCAAGCUGCUCGUCUUCUGUCCUCAUUGUUGUCUAGUGACAGACCCUGUUCCCUUUAUCUGCAAAAGUGAGGAGGUCCUUUGCCUACCUGCAGUGACUCCUCACGUGAGCGAGCAUUUGCUGCAGCCAGUCACUGGGUUUUUCCAAUGAGGGGCGCAAUGCAGCAUGUAAGGGCCUCCUGGAGCUUUCAGGAGAGCUAAGGAAAACAGCAGUUGCAGGUACCGUAACAAGAACAGCAAAGAUGUAACAAGCAGGUUUGAAUAGUGAAGAGGAUUUGGGGAGUGUUCGAAUCAAAAGUGUCUCUCCGUUUAGUGUUCUUAAAUACUUCUGUUCCCUUAGUGGUUUGAUUGUGUCAGUGUUUUUUUGUUUGUUUUGGUUUGUUUGUUUGUUUGUUUUAAAUGUCCAUAGAGGUGUUAUUUAGAAUUUACCUAUCAGCUUCUGAGAAAAGGUCUCAAUGGUGCCAAAUAGAGUCUCAUAGUAUGCAUCCAGCCAGAAUGCCAUUCAUGUGAGGCUAAUGUCAAGUCCUAGUAGCCAGCCACAAGUGGAAUUUUCUACUAACCCAGUCCUGCUCUCUGAUGUAUUGUCAUAUCCUAGGACAGUGAAGUGAGUUUAUUUCAUUGACAAAGAAGGGCCACUGGGUAUCCUGUCCUGGGCCUUGCCUGUGACGAAGCUGGAAAAGUGACAAAAUGCUGUCACUCGGCUAAACAGCCCCUGAAGUGGCCAGACUAAGUUGUAUCAUCCAACUCAGUCUUGGAAAUGAGAGUCUCUCUCUGGCUUGUCCGCUGCUUCUAGUUGUGAUGUUGGGUUCUUGGGUGGGGAAAGCUGCCCUUUGUUUGAGACUCAUCAGAAAUCCCAGUGAGAACAAGAGUGGUCUAUUUAUUCAGUUUGUAUUUUAUAUCCUUCAGUAAGGUUAACGUAUUUGUGAAUGCACAUGUAUUCGAUGUAUAUAAUAUAUACUGAAACAUGAAUAUAUGUGUAUAUCAAUAGUAAUAUUUCCUGAGAUUUUUAAUAAUUACUUAAAGAUUGGUUGCUGUUGCGAAUGGAAUUUUAUCAUCUGUUUAAAAUUACUCACAGAGGCCCCGAUAGAACUAGCAUCCUGACGACCUGAGUUCAAUCUUUGGGCCCCACAUGAUAGGAGAGUUACCCUGGCUUCCACAGGUGUGGUAUGGCAUGCACACACAAAAAUAAACAAAGGUUAAAAUGUUUAAAAACUCAUUGAUAGAUAAAUAAAGGUUAAAAUGUUUAAAAACUCAGCCGGGCGGUGGUGGCGCACGCCUUUAAUCCCAGCACUCGGGAGGCAGAGCCAGGCGGAUCUCUGUGAGUUCGAGGCCAGCCUGGUCUACAAAGUGAGUUCCAGGAAAGGCGCAAAACUACACAGAGAAACCCUGUCUCGAAAAAAACCAAAAAAAAAAAAAAAAAAAAAAAAAAAAAAAAAAAAGUUUAAAAACUCACUGAUAGAAUUCUUAAGCAUUUUUAUCAAGUUGGUCAGAAUAUGUCCCUUAUACUUACUUUUCUUUUCUUGGUCUUCUAACACUCAGAGCUCUGAGCUCUGUAUAAAGGAAGUCUGUGGGCUGUUUUGUGUAGAUGUUUUUGCCCUCUGAAGAUCUGUGCCCUAGCUGUCUAGUUGUGCCUUCUGCUUACCAUUGAGUGAUGCAGCAAAUCACAAUUCUGUGAUUACUGAAUUGUUGGCCUUUAUUAGUGUGACUUAGUAUAUAGGGGUGCUGUAUGCUGGGGGGAACUGAUGAAAAAAAUGUAUGUCCGCAAAUAGAGGAUCAGUGAGCCCCAAACACAAAAUAACAAGACACAUCCAAGUAAAACUUGAAGGUCCUGUAGAGGACUCAGCUGGUAAAGGGGCUUGUUCUGCAAGCCAGCAACCCAGGUCACUUGGAAAGGUGGACAGAAAGAUCCAACUCCAUAAGGUUGUCCUUUGACCGUACAUGGACUGUGGUGCACCCAUGCACACAUACAACAACAAUAUAUUUUUUAAGUUGUUUUUUUUAAAAAAAAAAAAAAAACCUUUAAGAUACAAAAAUCAAAAGUAAUUAAAAUGGAAAAAAGUCUUUAAAAGCAGCUGAAGAGAAUAGUCACAUGUAGGGUCUGCAAGAGUCCUACAGCUACUGGAAGAAACUGCCACACUGAUCAGAAGAGUGGAUCUCAUCUCACAGGACCCAGGGCAGCAAGUCAGGCCCAGUCCUGCAAGCCUGCUUUCUUGUGACUGCUAGAGACUGCCUGGGUUUUUGCUGCAUCGUCUGCCUGCAGCUUGUGCCAAUGUGGAUAUCUGUCUACGUUUCCCUUUUAUCAGGACACGUCUGAUCAGGGUCCCAUCUUACUCCAGCAUGGCCUCACCUUAAUGACUGACAUCUGUAACAGCCUUAUUUCCAUAAGGUCACAUUCGGAAGUAUUAGAGGCUGUGAGGUAUCUUUUGGUAUCCUAAAAAUGACCCCCAUGUUAACCAGAUUAAAAUAACAAUAGAUGUU